CCGAAGAGGCGGGUCUAGGUUACGAGAUGGCGCGCAAUGAGGAGAAGGCGAACAACAUGUUCAACCGCUGGGUCACCGGCAAGCAGACCGCGAUCGCGGGUGGUCCGAAAGGACGGCGCCCCUACCUCGCCUCCGAGUGCCGCGACCUCGACCAGGCGGACAAGUGGAGGCAGGAGAUCCUCCGCGAGAUCGGCAAGCUCGUGAUGGAGAUACAAAACGAGGGACUCGGCGAGCACAGGCUGCGGGACAUGAACGACCAGAUCAACAAGCUGACCCGCGAGAAGCACCACUGGGAGAAGCAGAUAAUCAAGCUCGGCGGCCCCAACUACAUCGCGCAGGGGCGACGGGCGAUGGACGAAGCCGCGCAGGAGGGCUUUGUCGACGGCAUGGACCAGCGAGGUGGGGGGUACCGGUACUACGGAGCGGCGAAGAACCUACCCGGCGUGAAGGAGCUAUUUCAGAAACCCGAGAAGCGGACGGUGCGACGGACGAGGGCGCAGAUGUACAGGAACAUCGACAUGGACUACUACGGCAUGCGCGACGACGACGACGGCGUGCUCAUCAAGCUCGAGGCGGAGGCGACGGAGAAGGCGCGAGCUGAGGCCGUCGCCGAGUGGGAGGCUGAGCAGGCGCGGAGGGAGGCGGACGGGGGGAAGAAGCGGCGACAGCAGGAGGACGACGACUUCGAGGCGCUGACUGGCGGGUUCAAGGCGUACGUGCCGCUGCCGGAUAACAAGGACAUCGAGGCGUUGGUGCUGGCGAAGAAGAAGAAGGAUCUGUUGGCCAAGUACGCGUCGCCCGCGCUCCAAGAGCAGGAGGCGGAGGCCAAGGCCAUGCUGAACAAGCAGUGA
Molecule: messenger RNA, 851 nt
Organism: Micromonas commoda
Lineage: Eukaryota; Viridiplantae; Chlorophyta; Mamiellophyceae; Mamiellales; Mamiellaceae
Exons: 2
Coding region: 27-851 (274 amino acids)
Biological process (GO): mRNA 3'-splice site recognition; generation of catalytic spliceosome for second transesterification step
Cellular component (GO): catalytic step 2 spliceosome; post-spliceosomal complex; Prp19 complex
Source: RefSeq, a predicted model, not a curated record